Rhododendron vialii is the source of this 390-nucleotide messenger RNA. Its product is annotated as scarecrow-like protein 9. Gene Ontology annotation, cellular component: nucleus. The record is from RefSeq and is a predicted model, not a curated record. The transcript has a single exon. Lineage: Eukaryota; Viridiplantae; Streptophyta; Magnoliopsida; Ericales; Ericaceae. Gene Ontology annotation, molecular function: DNA-binding transcription factor activity; sequence-specific DNA binding. Gene Ontology annotation, biological process: regulation of DNA-templated transcription. Bases 1 to 390 code for a protein of 129 amino acids.
AUGUUCAUCCAUUCGAUAGUCAAUGUAGCUUAUAAUUCCCAAUUUUUCAUCUCUCGGUUCCACGAGGCUUUAUUCCACUACUCUGCAUUGUUUGACAUGUUUGAGGCCAAUGUGCCGUGCGAAAAUGAGGAGAGGAUGUUGUUUGAGAGGGAAAUUUUGGGGAAUGAGAUUCUGGGUAUCAUCGCGUGCGAAGGAUUGGAGAGAGUUCAAAGGCCAGAGACAUACAAACAGUGGCAAAUUCGAACUCAGCGGGCCAGGUUAAGGCAACUUCCCCUGAGCCAAGGAAUCAUGAAGACAGUGAAAGCUAAGGUGAAAAACUGCUACCAUAAUGAUUUUUUUGUUGAUGAGGCUAGUAAUUGGUUGUUAGAGGAAUGGAGAAGCCACCAUUGA